Alternaria burnsii is the source of this 1227-nucleotide messenger RNA. RefSeq names its product glutathione transferase. Gene Ontology annotation, molecular function: glutathione transferase activity. Gene Ontology annotation, cellular component: cytoplasm. NCBI's taxonomy places the organism in Eukaryota, Fungi, Ascomycota, Dothideomycetes, Pleosporales, Pleosporaceae. The coding region runs from base 1 to 1227 and encodes 408 amino acids. The transcript is spliced from 4 exons. The record is from RefSeq and is a predicted model, not a curated record.
AUGUUCUCAACAUCGAGGAGCGUUGAUUACGAAGCACGUUUGGGCGUCGCGCUUCAGGUGCCGGACGAAAUUCCGUCUUUUAUCCCCGUGCCGUCCGCCAACGUCAUCGUUGUCGGCAGUCUGACUUCUCCAUCAACGUGUGAGAGGCAACUCCUGGCAUCAAGAUACUCCCUCAAGAAGACCGCGAAGAUGUCUCCAUCUAGCACCAGCCAUGAUUUUGCUGAGAAAGACGGCCAAUUUCGUCGGAAACCCUCAGCGUUCCGUAGCUUCAUUUCUUCUGAUCCAAAUUCGGAGUUCCCAGCAGAGAAAGAUCGAUACGCCCUUUACAUCCACAUGGGCUGUCCUUGGGCGCAUCGCACGAACUUAGUGCGCAGUUUGAAAGGACUUGAGCAGGUUGUGCAGUUGAUUGUGUGGGAUACCUCUCUGGUACAUGAGAAGAAGGGAUGGGGUAUGUCCGGCAAACCCGGGUUCGAGAAAGAGCCACUCUAUGGUUAUACAAACUUGAGGCAGCUGUACGAAAGGGCCAAUCCGGACUACGAAGGGCGUUACCUCGUCCCAACGCUGUGGGAUAAGAAAAGACAGACAAUUGUAAACAACGAGUCUAGUGAGAUCAUCCGGAUGUUUUAUACCAAGUUCGAUGCGCUCAUCCCAGAACAUCUCCGAGAGUCGAGUAAGGGCGACAAAGCUAUCUUGCCAGACCACUUGCGCAAGGAUAUCGACGCCAUGAACGAGUGGGUGUACGAUACCAUUAACAAUGGCGUAAGCAAUAUCCCUGUGCGAACUGCAUAUGAAACAUACACUGAAUUCAUGAAUCUACAUCAGGUAUAUAAGACUGGUUUUGCGCAGAGUCAGGAGGCAUACGAAGAGCACGUCUACCCCGUUUUCGAGUCUCUCGAUCGGUUGGAGGAACACCUUUGUCAAUCAGGCCACGGACCGUAUUUGUUCGGCGAUCACAUCACUGAGGCAGAUAUUAGGUUGUAUCCCACACUCAUCAGAUUCGAUGUUGCAUACUUCACAAUCUUCAAAUGCAACCUAAAGAUGAUCCGGUAUGAAUACCCGCAGCUUCACGAUUGGCUGCGCAGGUUGUACUGGGAUGAGAGUGAAGCGACAAACUACGGUGCUUUCAAGAAGACAGUUGACUUUCAAGCGUACAAGGAAGGAUACUCGAAUGCUACGAAGGCGAAGAUCGUACCUGCAGGACCCAAACCUGAGAUCAUGCCCUUAUAG